Messenger RNA from Talpa occidentalis (Iberian mole), 1298 nucleotides. RefSeq names its product plasma kallikrein-like. Lineage: Eukaryota; Metazoa; Chordata; Mammalia; Eulipotyphla; Talpidae. The record is from RefSeq and is a predicted model, not a curated record. Gene Ontology annotation, molecular function: protein binding; serine-type endopeptidase activity. Gene Ontology annotation, cellular component: extracellular region. The transcript is spliced from 9 exons. Bases 11 to 1288 code for a protein of 425 amino acids. Gene Ontology annotation, biological process: proteolysis.
GCCUUUACUGAUGUGGAUGUUGCCAGAGUUAAGGCUCCAGACGCUCUUGUAUGUCGAACCAUCUGCACUUAUCACCCCAACUGCCACUUCUUCACCUUCUAUCCGAAUACAUGGACCAUCGAAUCCCAAAGGCGAGUAUGCUCUCACUUUUUUUUUUAAUAGAAAUAUUUGUUUCCUUAAGACUUCGAAAAGUGGGGCACCGAGUCCCCCCACUCCUCAGGAAAAUGCCAUAUCUGGAUACAGCCUUUUAACCUGCUCAAAAACUUUGCCUGAGCCCUGCCAUUUCAAAACUCACUCAAGAGUUGAUUUCGGAGGGGAAGAACUGAAUGUGACCUUCGUGGAAGGAGUGAAUGUUUGCCAAGAGACUUGUACAAAGAUGAUCCGCUGUCAAUUUUUCACUUAUUCUUUACUCCCAGAGGAUUGUAGAGGAGAGAAGUGUAAAUGUUCCUUGCGAUUGUCUUUGGAUGGUUCCCCUACCAGGAUUACAUCCAGGACACAAGUGAUCUCUGGUUAUUCUUUGAGGUUGUGUAAAAGGGGAGAUGGCUCUGUUUGCACAACAAAUGCAAACUCACGCAUCGUUGGAGGAACAGACUCAGCAUGGGGAGAGUGGCCCUGGCAGGUGAGCAUGCAAGCUAGGCUGCCAGCUCAGAGGCACCUGUGUGGAGGCUCCAUCAUCAGCCCGCAGUGGGUCCUGACUGCUGCCCACUGCUUUGAUGGGCUUUCCUUCCCAGAUAUUUGGAGAAUUUAUAGUGGCAUUUCAAAUCUGUCGGCGAUAACAAUGGAAACACCCGUCUCAAAAAUUAAAGAGAUUAUUAUUCACCAAGAUUAUAAAAUCUCAGAAAGUGGUCAUGAUAUUGCUUUAGUAAAACUUGAGGCACCUUUGAAUUACACUGAAUUACAAAAACAAAUAUGCCUACCUUCCAAACACAACAUAAAUACAAUUUAUACCAACUGUUGGGUAACUGGAUGGGGUUUCACAAAGGAAAAAGGUGAAAUCCAAAAUAUCCUCCAGAAGGCAAGUAUUCCUUUGGUAACAAAUGAAGAAUGCCAGAAAAGAUACAGCGAUUAUGAAAUAACCAAGCAGAUGAUUUGUGCUGGCUAUAAAGAAGGCGGGAAAGAUGCUUGUAAGGGAGAUUCAGGUGGUCCCUUAGCUUGUAAACACAAAGGAAUAUGGCACUUGGUGGGCAUCACCAGUUGGGGUGAAGGCUGUGGCCACAGGGAUCACCCAGGUGUCUACACCAAAGUUGCUGAAUACUUGGACUGGAUUUUAGAGAAGACAGAACAGUGAUGGACAGCCU